Messenger RNA from Pogona vitticeps (central bearded dragon), 1217 nucleotides. The record is from RefSeq and is a predicted model, not a curated record. NCBI's taxonomy places the organism in Eukaryota, Metazoa, Chordata, Lepidosauria, Squamata, Agamidae.
AUGGAUCUGCUCCAUAGCAAUGGCGUGCUGAUCAUCCAACAUUUGCAGAAAGAUUACAGGUCUUACCAGAGCUUUUUAAAUUUCAUGUCACAUGUUGGAGAUCCUCGGAAUAUUUUUUCUAUUUAUUUCCCUCUUUGGUUCCAGCUGAACCGAGUGGUUGGAACAAAAAUGAUUUGGGUUGCAGUGGUUGGUGAUUGGCUCAAUCUAAUCUUCAAAUGGAUUUUAUUUGGUCAUCGUCCAUAUUGGUGGGUCCAAGAAACAAUGAUUUAUCCAAACCAAACGAGCCCAUGUCUUGAACAGUUCCCCAUCACGUGUGAAACAGGUCCAGGAAGCCCCUCUGGGCAUGCCAUGGGAUCUUCAUGCGUUUGGUAUGUAAUGGUGUCAGCAGCCCUCAGCUAUACAGUGAGACAGAAAGAUAAAUCAGCCAUUAAUCUCCACAGACUUACCUGGUCCUUCCUGUGGAGUGUGUUCUGGAUUAUUCAGAUCAGUGUGUGUGUAUCAAGAGUAUAUAUUGCCACACAUUUCCCACAUCAAGUUAUCCUUGGAGUCAUAGCUGGCAUGCUCGUCGCAGAAGCAUUUGAACAUGCCCCAGCCAUACAGAGCGCAAGUUUGAAAACCUACAUCCAGACCAAUGUGUUGCUCUUUGUUUCUGCUCUUGGCUUGUAUCUGGUUCUCAAGCUUAUUGACAUUGAUCUUCUCUGGUCUGUCCCAAAGGCAAAGAAAUGGUGUGCCAAUCCAGAGUGGAUUAAUAUUGACACAACUCCAUUUGCUGGACUGGUGAGAAACUUAGGUGCCCUGUUUGGGCUAGGUCUCAGCCUUAACUCUGACAUGUUCGUCACAAGCUGUAGAGGUAAACAUGGCUAUAAGACCAGUUUCAAGGUAUUCUGCAUAGCCACUUCCUUGGCAACACUGCAACUCUAUGACUUUAUCAAGAUACCCACCCAUACCGAGUAUUUAUUUUACACCCUUUCUUUCUGUAAAAGUGCAGCCAUCCCUCUUACUGUCGUGGCUUUGGUUCCCUACUGCAUACACUCGUUGAUGAAGUCAAGAGAAAAGAAGCUUCCAUAGAUGUGAUGGUGAAUUUGGUAUGGCGCAUCUUCGGACAUCAAGGGUGUUCUGUGACUGAAAGCUUGGAAUGUUAUCUUGUUUUUCCCCCAUUCUGAGCAACCGAGGGUGCAUUACUGGUUUUUAAAAUUUAAAAAAGACAUUUACGUCCA